This is a messenger RNA of Scutellospora calospora, 567 nucleotides long. The record is from the annotation of a GenBank genome assembly. Lineage: Eukaryota; Fungi; Glomeromycota; Glomeromycetes; Diversisporales; Gigasporaceae.
AUGCCUAGUGAAUUACCGAUUCGCGGAAUUAGUGAUUCAACAGGAACAUCGUCUGUAAUCGAUGAGAAAAACCCCGUCGAAAUCUUGAAAAAAAAAAAAAUAAAAUCCAAAGGAUCCGAACCCGUACCUAACUAUGAGAUACCUAGGGAGACUCACAGGAGAAUUACUCGCAAGCGAAAGACCCUUUCCCUGAUCGUCGAACUCCCUAGAAAUCAACUUUUCGCGACAUCACGAAGACAGUUUCACACCGCACCUCACCGAAGAACCAAGUUUCUUCGAAUUCACAUGCGGAAGCUGGUCGUGAAAUCGGUUAAAGUGGUUCCGGGCGAUCGAGCAGGAUUACAACGCCCUUGGUGGUCCCAACAACCAACAUCCGAAGACGUUGGAUGUCAAAACGAAGAAAAGCGAAUUGUAAAAGAAACAAGAACACUUUCCUAUCGUUUUUGGGGUAGAAAACGAGAAGUAGUUGUUUUUCUCGAUCUUGACGUUUCGAUGAAGGGUCUUGAGAUUCAACGUGGUUUAGUCCCAGUUUUUUUCCUUCACGAUGGAAUCGUUUGGCUGAGAUGA